This is a messenger RNA of Galleria mellonella (greater wax moth), 2289 nucleotides long. Its product is annotated as peptidyl-alpha-hydroxyglycine alpha-amidating lyase 1-like. The record is from RefSeq and is a predicted model, not a curated record. Lineage: Eukaryota; Metazoa; Arthropoda; Insecta; Lepidoptera; Pyralidae. Bases 133 to 1620 code for a protein of 495 amino acids. Gene Ontology annotation, molecular function: protein binding; catalytic activity. Gene Ontology annotation, cellular component: extracellular region; membrane. The transcript has 9 exons. Gene Ontology annotation, biological process: peptide metabolic process.
UUGACGUCAUUAAUUAUACGUCACUGUUGUUAAAUUAAAUUUAUUAUAAAUUGCUUAUUGAUAGAUACAUACUUGUUGAUCAAUUAUCUAAAUAUUAACGCGGCUUCCAUCCAUGCAGUGAAGCAUAUUUUUAUGCUGAUAAUGAAUUUUUUAAAUAGUUUAUUAACAGUUUUAGAAUUGUUAUUUGUGUUCAGUAAUUUUAAACCUACUCAUGGAAGAGGGUUUCCUGAUGAGGGAUACUAUUCAAACAACGACUAUGACAACCAGGAAGCUAUAGACCCCAAAAUAAAGAUUGCUUUGGGAAAAUUGGAACAUGCACCACAAUGGGUGCCCGACUGGCCAGAUUCCUUUGUGAAAAUGGGCCAAGUGUCCGGAGUAGCUCUGGACAAUACUGGACAACUGCUGGUCUUCCAUAGAGCUGGCAACCAAUGGGAUGCGAGUACAUUCACACCACGUCAUGUGUACCAGCGAAUAGGUGACCCACCCAUACCAGACCCUACUAUCCUGGUGUUUAAUGAGACAGGAGAACUUGUUGAUAUGUGGGGACAGAAUCUAUUCUACAUGCCUCACGGUAUAACUGUGGAUCGUGUUGGCAAUGUUUGGGUGACAGAUGUGGCUUUGCAUCAAGUUUUUAAGUUCACACCGACCCAACGACAAAAGCCAGCCCUAACGUUAGGAGAAAAAUUCAUCCCUGGCAAUGACGACAAUCACUUCUGUAAACCGAGCGCGGUAGCUGUCCUCUCCACCGGAGACUUCUUCGUCGCGGAUGGGUACUGCAACCACAGGAUAAUCAAGUACUCGCCAGAUGGCACAAUCAUACUGCAGUGGGGCAAACGGUCGGGACGCGACCCGUUCACGCUGGACGUGCCGCAUGCGUUGGCGCUGGCCGAGGAUCGUGGGCAGGUGUGCGUGGCGGACCGCGAACGCGGCCGCGUGGCGUGCUUCCGCGCCGACAACGGCACCUACAGCGCCGGCUACCGUCACUGGCUCAUCGGCUCGCGCCUCUUCAGCGUCGCCUACUCACGCGCGCACGGUGGAAGAUUGUAUGUCGUAAACGGGCCGUACAGCAAUGUGCCAGUGAGAGGAUACGUCAUCGACUUCACAUCAGGCCGUUUGAUACAAACCUUCGCCCCAGAGGGGGGCUUCAGAAACCCCCAUGACAUUGUAGUCACCCCCGACGGAGUCUCCGCCUACGUAGCAGAGUUAGACCCCCACAGAGUGUGCAAGUUCGUGGACGAGGGCCUAAGAAACCAGAGUAAAUUAGAAAAAGUCACGACGCAAACGCCAGUGAAGCCCACAGCCACCAUUGUAACGGAGUCCGUGUCGCGUGCAGAGGUGAGGGGGCGCGGCGGCGCGGCGGCGUGGGCGUGGUGGGCGGGCGCGGGCUGGGCGGGCGCGGGCGCCGCCGCCGCCGCGCUGGCCGCGCUCGCCGUGCUGGCGCUGCUGCGCGCGCGCAACACCGGUCGCAAGGGUAUAACUCGGCGCCGCUGGGAGUACGGUCACGGCGAGUUCAAGCUACGAAGACUACUGGAGCGGCGGCGGUUCACCCGCGUCCACUCCGACGAUUCAGACGACGAGCCCGCGCCCAUGCUGCCCCCGCAACCACCAGCCAAUGCAUGAUGCCACGAAUGUCACAUGUGAAAACUUACGCCCACAUUCCUAUUGAGUUAUUAAAAACAAGUAUGUCAAGCAAGCAUUCCGUUUUGUAAAUGUCCGGUUUAUAACAAAAACAUCGUUUGCGCAUUAUCAACUCUAGUGAUAUCAAGAUUUUGUACACCAAUUUAUUCCACUGAUAUUUAACUCAACACAAAUGGAACACGGCAUGCAUAGUUCGACGGGAGAAAUAAACAAAACAGAGGUACGCAUCCUGCCUUUUUGUUAGUAUAGUCUCUCGCUAAAACAUAUCCUCGUUACAUAGAAACAUAUCCUUACGCCUUCUUCCUAAAAAGAAGUUACUAAUGGUGCUUAUAUUUCCAAGUCCCGGUGGUGAUUUUGUGCGACACUCCUGGAGCGGUCAGUACCGCCGUUUUGUCUAUCUCUGCCGAGUAGUAGCUAUGCGUGCAGUUGUUUUGGUUUCAAAACUAAAAUUAGGGUUGGCGACACAUGAGGCCUGCCUAAAUCGCAGUAUAUUUUGUGAUGUCUAUGUGAUACAUUUGAGUGAAGCAAAUCAAAAUCUAUGGAAAUUAACCUGUCGUUUUCUUUUGCGAAUUUACUCUAAAACAUCUUGUCCGUUCAUCACUAUACUUUUAUUGAAUAAAAUGUAAGCAAACUCUUUUGUGUAUCCGAGCC